UGAGUGUUUAGUGUGUCAUUGUCGCUCGUGGAGGAAGAACGUGCUGCUGGUGAGCCACGUAAGGGUCAGGGUAAAGUUGGGGUCAUACGCUAUAGCUGUGCGUGGCCUCGGUGCUCAUCUCCGUCACAUUGGUCCUUGAGCUUGUGGCGGGUAACCCAGCACCCCGGGACGCAGGGCCAGUGUGACAUCCGGGUUGCCAGGGGCAGGGUGGAUCUUCCCCAGGUUUCCUCAGGUAUCCAUUUACCGACCAGCCCGAAAGGGAAGAUGGACAGUACGCCGACUGCCCGGGCCGGGAUUCGAAACAGGACCAGCGGAUUCGUAGCUAGGUAUGCUAGCCACCUCACAGCGGAGGCGGAGAGGUCAAGAGAGGAUGAGCAGCAGCAGCAGCAGAGGGAGACCCAGCAGGAGAAGGCAGCGGGGAGGAUGGAGGGCCAGCAGGAUGCAGCACCAGCACCACAGCCUCAAGACGUACCGGACGCACCAGGAGCAGCAGCGAAUGGAAGGAAAAGCAGCGUCCUCGCCUCGCUGCACGCCGCCAUAGCCAAGGAGGACGUGGAGCAGUGCCUUCGCCUGCUGGAGAAUGAGAGGAACGUGAACGUCCUGGACGACCGGGACGGGUCCACGCCCUUGCACACCCUCGCCAGGAGGAAGUGGUCUGACGGGCGGCGGGUGGCCGAGGCCCUGCUGGCCAGGGGCGCCAAGGUGAACACCAAGGACCACGCGGGGCACACGCCGCUGCACAUCGUGGCGCGAGACGGCCGGGGUGACCUGUGUGAGUGUCUCCUGGCCCACCACGAAGCUACCGGCAGCCUCAACCUCAACGUGCGGCGCAAGUGCACCCAACGGACGCCGCUGCACUAUGCCGCCGAGGAGGGCCAAGCGAAGAUAGUGGAGCUGCUGCUGAGCGCCGGCGCCGACGCCAAGCUGCAGGACAAGAGCGGCUUGUUGCCCGUGCACUACGCCGCCAAACAGGGCUACAAGGAAUGCUGCAGCCUGCUCGCCUCUUCCUACAGCCACCCCGGCCCCUCAAACGUGCCGCCCCCCCUCGCCCUCACCCUCCAUAAGGGCCACUACCGUUGCUGCAAAGAGCUGAAGCCCGACGAGGCCAGUCUGCGCUACCGUGACAAUGCCGGCAACACGCCCCUGCACGUGGUGGCCAAGAGGGGCUACAACGUGUUCGUGGAAGUGCUGCUGGACAUGAAGGCGCCCGUGGACGAGCGGAACGAAAGCGGGAACACGCCCCUCAUGGAGGCCGUGCGCCACAACAAGCUGCCCUGCGUCAAGCUGCUGGUCGAGGGUGGUGCCUCCCUGGCAGAGAUAAACCGCGAGAACAGCACCGUGCUGCACCUCGCAGCGGUCGGCAAGGCCCACAAGUGCCUUGAGUAUUUACUCGGCUGUCGGAACAUCGAAGACCAGCUCAACAAGAAGGACGCCCGUGGCCACACAGCGCUUUCGAUAGCCACCGAGAAACAGGACGAGAAAAGCUUCAACCUCUUAAUUGAGGCCGGCGCCUCGCCAACGUGUGGCCCUGGUAAGCCGCUGCUGCACUUCCACUCUGUGUACAGGCGACCCGGCAUCCUAAAAAAGAUGCUUUCCUGCGACAGCUCAGAUACCAAUAUCAGCGACGAAAAGGGCGUGACGCCGCUGCAUUUGGCCGCCAAGGAAGGCUCCAUAGUGGUGUGCGGCCUCCUCCUGGGCCGCGGGGCGCGACUCAACGCCACCGACAACAACGGCAAGUCGCCGCUGCACGUGGCCGCCGCCGCGGGGCACGCCGAGUUGGUGCGUCUCCUGGUGAACAGAGGCGCCACGCUGCGGGCAAAGGAGCGCGACACAAACUUCACGGCGCUGCACGCCGCCGCAGCCGUGGGAAGCCUGGAGUGUGCCAAGAUCCUGCUGAACGCGGACCACGGCCUCGGCAACGAGAAGGAUGCAAAGAGCAAGUACGCCCUGGACGUGGCUUUCGAGGGUGGCCACCAUGAGGUUGUGAGGCUCCUGCUGGAGGACUUGAAGACCCUGCCGGAGGACCUGCGGCCGAGACUACAUGAGUACACACACCAAAGCGUGGCCAAGAAGGACAGAGGGUUCCUGAGCGUGAUGUUCGAGAGCAAGUGGUGGGAGGCGGGCUGCGGGCUGGACAGGGCGGAGGGGGCGACGCACUGCCCUAACUUCAGGGAUAUCAUCAGCCCCUACCCAGAGAUCGCCAGCGAGGUCAUGACCAAGUGUCGCAACGACGAAGGCAUCAACGACUUCAGACUCCUCGAAAACACCUCCUACGCCAAGACCGUUGCUGAGUGCCUCGAGGGGUCCCGGCAAGAGCCAGCAGAGAGGGCUUGUCUGGCGGACCAUCCCGUGGGCGUGAUGGCGGGCAGUGAACGGCUGGCGCUGCUGCAACACCCGCCGCUGUUGCAACACCCGCUGGUGGAGAAGUGGCUCGAGUACAAGUGGUGUUCCUACGCCCGGUGGCUCUUCCUGGCGCUGCUGCUGUGGCGCCUGGUCAUCCUGGCCACGCUCUUCUUCUUUCUGCUGCACACAACAAACUGGACACAAAUCGAGAAGAUGUACAACUUGACAAGGGAGGAGAUAUGUGGGCCUUGUCUUGAGGGAGAGGCAGCAGAGGAGCAGGAGGAGCAGGAAGAGUGCGUCCCUGCUUUCUGGACUCACCCCGGCGUCCCAGGCACUGUCAUAGCCCACCUCCUGCUCACCGCAUCCCUACUGCUGCAAGUGUUUGUGGAGUCGACCUGCUUCAGAAAGAUGAGGAAGCACUACCUCGAUAACUCCUUCUUCUUGCUUCGCCUCCCCUGGAUGGUCAUGUCCCUCGCGGCCCUCCUGCCCACCUCCCAAUGUGACCUCAUCCUCGGCAUUAAGUCCGUAUAUGCGUGGGAGUGCGGGAUCCUGGCUCUGCUCUUCUCAUGGCUAGACCUCAUUCACAACAUCGACCUGCUUCUUCAGUUCAUCAUGUUCGCGGCCCUCAACGCCAACUUCCUCAAGGAAUACAUCAAGGGCCUCAUGUACUUCGGGAUGAUCGUCUUCAUCUUCUCGUUCGCCUUUCAUCUGCUUCUCUGGGAACAAGCCUCCUUCCACUCCCUCCCUCAGUCCAUGGUGCAGGUUGUGGUUUGGAUGGUCGGGGAUUUGAAUUACGACGACAAUUUCCUCAACGCUAACUUGGACUACCCGCUCCUCUCCAACAGCCUCUUCCUGCUCUUCGUGUGUACCGUCGGCGCCUUCUUCGUCACGCUGCUCAAGACGCCCUCCUUCAGCAAGAAGAGACUCUGCUACCUCAAGCAGACGGGGCGAAUCAACCUCCUUCUGAAAAUUGACAUGUCCUUCCCUUGGUGCAGGCUUCUGUGUUUCGCCCAGAAGUACGACGAGAAGGAGAAGAUUCCAAGCCUGAUCACGAAGGUACAGGAGAAAUACGCCUGGCCUCCUGGAGAGGAAGAAAACGGGCAGAACGAAGUAUCCCAAGUCGACGGUUCACCACGUGACACUGGAGUCAGCCUUUACUUGGAGAAAGUCAUGUCCUUCGUCGAGAACGUGGUGGACUUCUUUCAAACGGACGACAAUGACGAUGACGAGAGCGAUGACGACGACAUAAGGGCCAAUCUCAAGCUGAUGAGGGGCAUGUUGGAGGAACAGGCGAAGCAGCUCCAGGAGGUGACGAAUCGAUGCGCCGAUAUCCUGGAGUACUACGAUGAAAGGAGCGAGGCGAGUUUGCAGAUGACGAACACUCCGAAGAAGUGCAGAGAGAGGUGCGGCGUAUUCAAGUAACAAACUCGCCGAAGAAACAGAAAGAGAACUGAGGCGAAGGACACGAAAUACAAAAUGAAUGAAGGCGUGUCUCCAAGUAGAAAACUCCAUAGAAAAAUAGAGAGAAAAGAAAGGCGCUCCUCCUCGUAAAUCACUGAAGAAACAGACACUACACAAAAUAAAACACGGCAGGUCUUCAAGUAACAAACUCUUCCAGUAUAAGUAAAUUAAGAUAGACAAAUUAAACAGCUGACUGACUGACUCCACCACAGAAACACAGAAACAGAAGGAGAAACGAGACAGAGAAGAUAGAGGUGUCUGUUAACAAAGACUAACACGCAAGGUAAACAAAAGUAAACCAAUGCAAGUCUUCAAGUAACAGACUCUCCCAAGAAACACAGAAACACAACAAGGCGGAGAAGAGGGAGGUUUCUGUUAACAAAGACUAACGUUCCCUUCGCCUUACUCGCUGCCUGAGUGCCUGGUUGGAAGAAUUUGAGGUUGGACGAAUGUGACACCAAGAGAGAGAUAACUAGAGGAGUGUUGGUGAUAUGCAAUUUAUAUCAAUGGCUUUUGAUGUGCAUUUUGGAUAACACAUUUUUAUUACAGUUGC
This is a messenger RNA of Eriocheir sinensis (Chinese mitten crab), 4357 nucleotides long. Its product is annotated as transient receptor potential cation channel subfamily A member 1 homolog. Gene Ontology annotation, molecular function: protein binding. The record is from RefSeq and is a predicted model, not a curated record. The coding region runs from base 265 to 3765 and encodes 1166 amino acids. NCBI's taxonomy places the organism in Eukaryota, Metazoa, Arthropoda, Malacostraca, Decapoda, Varunidae. The transcript has 8 exons.